Messenger RNA from Durusdinium trenchii, 2222 nucleotides. The record is from the annotation of a GenBank genome assembly. Lineage: Eukaryota; Dinophyceae; Suessiales; Symbiodiniaceae.
CUUCAUGUGUGUACAAAUAACCUUCGAGUCACCUUAGUUGGAGAGACAUGGCCAUGCAAGCCACAGCGCCGCUUCGACAGGUUCAAGGGCAUUCAUGGCCGGAUCCAUCUCGACACGUGUCCAGCACGUUCCCCAGCUGCUCGGAGCUUCACGGCCGAGUGCCAUCGCGCGGGGGUCAUGUCAUGCUCCUCUCUGGCUCUGCUUUCGUCGCCUUGCUGCGCCGCUCUCGUGUCCAGCGCCGCGCGCUUGCUGCUCGGAAGGCGGCACCACCUGCAGUGGCGCCUCCGGUAGCUUCCACGGCGUCCACGCCGGUGGAACUCUCUUCUGAACUGCGGUCCUUCCUCGAGACGCCCGGAACCACUUCCGGAGCAGGACAUGCAGCACCUGGCAAGGGAGGAAAUGCAUCGAUCGAAGGUAUCUAUCGUGCAGAGGCCGUCUGGCAGAAGCUGAAGUCUCGCGCCUUACAGAAGACGCGCGGCGAGACGCUCGAGGAGCCGCCACAGGUGGUCCAAAGACUCUGCGGACCCUUGGAAGGGAGAGCUUCCGGCUCCCACGUGACGGCGCCGGUGCACAAGGAAAACGCGGAUGCGAAGGUGUAUGAUGUGGUGGUUUGUGGUGGCACGCUGGGAAUCCUUGUGGCAAGGUCUCUUCAGAACCGGGGCUUUUCAGUGUGCAUCGUGGAGCGGGGUGUGGUGCAGGGGCGGGACCAGGAAUGGAAUGUGAGCCCUGAGGAGUUGAAGCCCUUGGUGAAGCAGCAGAUUGUGAGUCAAAAGGAGGUGGAGCAAUCGAUCCAGUCCUCCUGGCCCAAGUCACGAGUUGGCUUCGAGGGCUCGACGGCAGUGGACUUUGAGGCAGGCGCCUUGAAUUGCGGCCUCUCGCCCCGACGCUUGGUGGCCUUCGCCCGGCAACGCUUCGAAGAGCAGGGCGGCACGGUGCUGGAACAGGCGAGUCUCCAAGCCUUGGAGGUCUACGAUGACCAGGUGCUCCUGCAAUUGCAAGGGGAUCUGCCACCGAUUCGUGGGCGCCUGGUUGUAGAUGCGAUGGGCUCCGGGUCACCCAUCGUUGCACAAGCGCGGAAGGGAGCGCCCCCAGACGCAGCUUGCCUGGUGGUGGGGACCAUGGCAAGUGGUUAUCCCAAGGAGGGCAACAAAGGGGGUGACUACUUGUACUCUCAAAAACCCAGCUCUGCUGGCAGCUCUUCUGACUCCAUUGGCCAAGCCUUUUGGGAAGCCUUUCCAUCUGCGAACGGCGGGGCCGAUGGCAGCGAUCGGACCACCUACUUCUUUACCUAUUGUUUGCCAGGCUUAGAGGAUCUGCCUUCCAUCCCGAAGGUCUUUGAGAAGUAUGUCGAAGCUCUACCUCAGUAUCAAGGUGUGUCGCUGGAGCAGUUGAAAGUUCAGAGAGCCCUUUGUGCGAGCUUCGUGGCCUAUCGAGAGUCUCCCUUGCAAACACCUUUCGACCGCAUCCUGCAAGUGGGCGAUGCCGCCGGCAUUCAAUCGCCCCUCUCCUUCGGCGGAUUCGGCGCGUUGUGUCGACACCUGCCACGCCUGGAGACUGCGAUCUCGGAAGCCUUGGAACAGGACCUGCUGACAGCUGAGGACUUAAGUCAGAUCAACCCCUACCUGCCGAACCUGGCCAUGCAGUGGUCCAUGUAUCGCUCCAUCGCGCAACCGCCCGAGAAUGAGCCCGAGUUCGUGAAUCGCAUGAUGGGGGGCAUCUUGAGCGCGGCCGAGCGAUGUGGCACCAACGUGAUGAUGCCCAUUCUUCAGGACGUGUUUACUCUGUCGGCCCUUGCGCCGACGUUGUCCUCUUGGCUCUCGAAAGACCCUGCAAUCAUCCCCCUCUUCAUCAAAAGUAUGGGACCAGAAAAUGUUCUUUCUGCCCUGGGACAUCUCAGCGGCCUGGCCUUCUACACCGUCCUCUCCUCGCUGGAGCCGGUCAUCUCCACUGUGCUGCGCAUCGACGACGCCACGGCCAUGCCGCCGCGCGAGCGUUUCGCGUGGCGCCGGAGGUUUGAGGCUUGGAAGUAUGGCAGUGGCCUAGACUAUGAGAGUCACCAGUGAGCGAAACUGAGACCAACCCUGCCUCCCAUGAGACUUGGAUCACGAGUCUGGACAAGACAUCUCUUGGCGCUUGGUAUAGUUUUAGUACGAUCACAGUAAACUACCUCAAAACAACAACGACACGACGACACUCUUGUUCUUUUUGUCGCAAAAGACUGC